UGUAGUCUUUAUCAGAUAUAUCUUGAUUACAAAGAUAACCAAUAAAUUUUUGACUGUAGCAGAGACAAUCCCACAGUGCUGUUUAAUUAAAAAAUAUCAUUCGAAUAUAAAAGACGAAAUAUGGAAUUCUCAAAAACAUUAUUAUACGCCAUCCUAAAUAUUUCAAGUGUUCUCCUGGCAACAUUAGCACCAGUCAUAAGCACUGAGCUGGAUCAUAAUUUGGAUUCCACUGAAAGACAAGAAAUUAUCAACGAAAUAGAAAAUUUCAACGCUCAAGCCCUAACUUUGAUUAGAAAAACUUAUGAAUUAUACAGCGAUGAUGUUUCCGAGAAUACCACGCUGAAAUUUGACGAGGAACUUCAGUUUCACAACACGAGGAACGAUAACAGAAACAUCACUAAUGAAGAAUUAGAGAGUAUUGCACGAUUAAUGGUUCCAUCUUUGGACCGGUAUAUAAAGGAAUUUGAAAUUGUAAGGAAUAUCGAACAGGAAUCUCGAUGCAUACCCAUCUAUGGAAAAACAGCGGAUUGUUUUGCCAAACUCUGUCGUCGUUCUGGAAGUAUAAAUGUCGCUUACUGCUGUUUGGAAAGUACUAUAAGAAAGCUCAAGAAAAUAAAAGCAUUUUUACACAAGCUGUUUAUAACACUUCGAAAGGAUGUCAGACACAAUUUGAGGAACAAUAUAACUCAAUUUUCGCUCCAGGAACAAGAGGAAUUCACAAUGACUAUCCUUCGCAGAACUUCCAUGCAACUAGACUACAUACAGAAUACAUUGAAAAAGCUUUAAAAAUAGUUUAGGAAACAUUUUCCUUUCACCGAAUCAUUUCAUAGGUCUUCUCGGUAUAUUUAUUGUGAUUUCAUUUAGUUCUGUUCAGAACCAUAUCUUUAUAGAAGAGAAAAUGCGAUGUUUUGACGUCCAAGUCUUACCAUGAGUAUGAUCAGCUUAUCUUUUAUUUUUUUGUCUUCUGUCUUUUACUUGUAGCAGACAUUGGAUUGUAGCCAAACUGAAGUAUCACCUUAAAGGUUUAGUUGAACAAAUUGAUCCCUGUAGAUAGUUUAAGUGUGGUACCUAUUCUUUAAAUUAAGUACUUAUUCUAUCGAUAUCUUAUCCAGAACCGCUAAGUAAAUAUUUAGCUAAGUAAAUAUUUAGCUGACGGGAUUCAGUUGUAGCGACGUUCUGCGUUCAAAACAUGCAACAUUUGACUUCCCUUUCCACUUUUACCCACUAGGAACGAUAAAAUAUGUACCAGUAAUAUACUGCAACUAAAUCUCUCUUAUGCAAAUUUAUUACCUUGCUGAAGUUACACAUAAAGACAAGUAUUAUUUUUUUAAUCUGCAUAGAUUUAUUUAAAUAUAUAAAAAACAUCACUUGUA
This is a messenger RNA of Octopus sinensis (East Asian common octopus), 1373 nucleotides long. RefSeq lists its product as uncharacterized. The record is from RefSeq and is a predicted model, not a curated record. The transcript is spliced from 5 exons. The coding region runs from base 121 to 786 and encodes 221 amino acids. NCBI's taxonomy places the organism in Eukaryota, Metazoa, Mollusca, Cephalopoda, Octopoda, Octopodidae.